UUCGGUACCGUGUCUGGGCGGGCUGGGGGACUGCGGUCUGCGAAGCCAAGACGAGAAACUCGAGCAAGUAAUUCUCGUGGAAACGUAAAGAAUGAAGGUAACAGCCAGUUAUUCUAUAAUCUCGCUUCUUCUCCAUAUCCGUCACCGUCCAAUCGGCUUUCCUCCCGCCGGAAUAUUUGCUGGACGAUGUCUUGCACGUCUCAAACUUCUUUCCCAACUCUAAGGACUGUCACCAUAUCGUACUCCGACCUCAAGGACAGAAAUGUAGACUUGUCGAUGAAGAUUGAGGAAGGUUUUGGGCCGAAUGGACUGGGGAUUCUAUCAGUUACAGAUGUGCCUGGUUUUUCUUCACUGCGUCAAAAUCUUCUUCAUCUUUCACCAAGGUUAGCUAGCCUUCCUGAAGAGAAGAAGAAGGAUCUUGAAGAUCCAAAUAGUAGGUACAACUAUGGGUGGAGUCAUGGAAAAGAAAUGCUUGAAUCUGGGAAGCCUGAUCUGUUUAAAGGCUCCUUCUAUGCAAAUCCAGUACUGGAUGUGCCUACAACUGAUGCCUACUUAAUGCACCGGUAUCCUCAUUUUUGUGGAUCAAACAUAUGGCCUGUUAAUAGCUUGCCAGAACUGGAAGUUGCUUUCAAAGCGCUUGGAAAGUUGAUCCUUGAUGUUGGAUUGAUGGUGGCUUAUCACUGCGAUAAAUAUGCAACCAAGGGAAUGAAAAUAAAUGAAAAUGAAGGCCUUGAACAGAUACUUCUUCGGUCUCGGUGCCACAAAGGGCGUUUGCUUUAUUAUUUUCCAAUUCAGAGCACCAGCAAUUGCAUCCAAGAUGAUGGCUCUGCAUUUUCUUGGUGUGGAUGGCAUACAGAUAAUGGUUCCCUAACAGGUCUGACCUGUGCCAUAUUUAAGAGAGAAGGUGUUGAAAUACCUUGCCCUGAUAGUGCUGCUGGUCUUUAUAUUAAAACACGAACUGAUCAAAUAGUGAAAGUUGUCUUCGGAGAAGAUGAGAUAGCAUACCAAAUUGGAGAAACUGCUGAAAUACUGUCAAGAGGUUAUCUUUGUGCAACACCUCAUUGUGUCCGGGCACCUAAAGGAGAGGAUUCUUCUGGUGUUGACCGAUCAACAUUUGCAUUAUUCAUGCAACCUGAUUGGGAUGAAAAGCUCAACUUCCCCGAGAAGAUGCAUAUUCACGAAGAGCUGAUGCUAGCCAAUCGUUCUCUCACAUUUGGAGAAUAUUCUGAGAAGUUGUUGGACAAGUAUUACAACUUGAAAAGUUAGAGAUCACGUUUAUACUUUGGAGUGAACCAUUUAUGAUUGAAUGCCUCCUCCACCCGACUCUGAUGCUUAGGGAAUAAAUGACGGCGAUUACGUAUGCUGUGGAGAUUUUUUUUUUUAAAAAAAUUAAUUUCUAUAAUCUAGUAUAAAUGUAAAUUGCUUUAUGCUUGAUUCGUUUAAAAAUUGCAACUUGUCCAGUUAAAUA
This is a messenger RNA of Manihot esculenta (cassava), 1468 nucleotides long. RefSeq lists its product as uncharacterized. The transcript is spliced from 16 exons. The coding region runs from base 187 to 1266 and encodes 359 amino acids. Lineage: Eukaryota; Viridiplantae; Streptophyta; Magnoliopsida; Malpighiales; Euphorbiaceae. The record is from RefSeq and is a predicted model, not a curated record.